Molecule: messenger RNA, 1011 nt
Organism: Silurus meridionalis
Lineage: Eukaryota; Metazoa; Chordata; Actinopteri; Siluriformes; Siluridae
Gene: pin1
Product: peptidylprolyl cis/trans isomerase, NIMA-interacting 1
Exons: 4
Coding region: 100-576 (158 amino acids)
Cellular component (GO): cytosol; nucleus
Molecular function (GO): peptidyl-prolyl cis-trans isomerase activity; protein binding
Source: RefSeq, a predicted model, not a curated record
UUGUGGACUGAGGCGACAGUGCAGCGGGUUCAGCACACCUCAGUGAUUGAGUGUGUGUGUUAGAGUUCAUCUCGUGUUGGAGAUAAAAACCCAGAGGAAAUGAGUGAUGAGGAGAAAUUACCCCCCGGCUGGGAGAAGCGCAUGAGCCGCAGUUCAGGCAGGGUGUACUACUUUAACCACAGUACGAAUGCGAGUCAGUGGGAGAGGCCGAGUGGGGGUGGUGGUGGAGGGGCGGCGGUCGACAAGGUGCGCUGCUCUCAUCUGCUGGUCAAACACAACCAAUCACGCAGACCGUCGUCAUGGAGACAGGAGAACAUCACACGCACCAAAGAGGAAGCCUUGCAGCUCAUACAAGGGUAUAUAGAACAGAUAAAGUCGGGUGAGGAGGAGUUUGAGACGUUGGCGUCUCAGUUCAGUGACUGCAGCUCCGCACGCAACGGAGGAGACCUCGGCAUGUUUGGCAGGGGUCAGAUGCAGAAGCCGUUUGAAGAAGCCUCGUUUGCACUGAAGAUUGGAGACAUGAGCGGCCCGGUGUUUACUGACUCCGGUGUUCACAUCAUCCUGCGUACAGGAUAACUCUCAUUCUAUCCCCGUCAAUCCAUCCGUUCAUCCAUUCAUCCAUCUAUCUAUCCAUCUAUGCAUUCAUCCAGCAAUCUGUCUCUUUUCUGUUACAUACAGAACAAUCCAUGGACUUUAAUCCAACACACACACACACACACACACACACACACACACACACGUUACAUGCCACCUGGAAGUUGUUUACAAUAAAGUGACUGUAAUAGAAAUAAUCAAAUAUCACAAUAAAGUGAGGACAGUAAACACUCCUGUUUUUAUCCACAACACAGCACAGAUCAAAUCUUUCAUUUCAUUCUCUCUCUCUCUCUCUCUCUCUCUCUCUCUCUCUCUCUCAUAUGACCAUCACGACCUUCAUUAUGACCUAGACACGAUGUCCGUGUCAAACCUCUAGCGAUGGAUAAUUUGAACAAUAAAUAUCACAUGAUAAAUACA